Messenger RNA from Mercenaria mercenaria, 1092 nucleotides. RefSeq lists its product as uncharacterized. NCBI's taxonomy places the organism in Eukaryota, Metazoa, Mollusca, Bivalvia, Venerida, Veneridae. The coding region runs from base 117 to 1058 and encodes 313 amino acids. The record is from RefSeq and is a predicted model, not a curated record. Gene Ontology annotation, molecular function: protein binding. The transcript has 2 exons.
AAUUGUCAUAGUCUAAAACAGACCAAUAGCAUGAGCGAUAACGUGGCCUUGUAAAACAUCUGUCACAAAAUUACUGCUCUUUUCAGACGAGGUAGCAAAGUUAACAGCAACGUACGAUGGCGAUGUUGAAAAGCAUUGUACUAAUUAUGUGCUUACAUUCGCUAACCUAUUCAGGCGUGGAGGCUGUUCCUAGUAAAAAGACAAAUGAUGUAAAUAAGGGUGAUGUGCAGUUAGCAACAAAGGAUGAUAUAAGAAAUGUGCUGGAAUUAAUGAAAAUUCAGGAACAAAAAAUGUAUAAUCUUGAGAAAGAAGUGAAAAUUAGGGAUAAAGCUUUGGCCCGUCAAAGCGCAGCGGUGUUCAAACUGGAAAGAAUUGUCCUACAACAGUCUCAGAAAAUAUCUAGACUAGAGCUUGAUGCGAGCGAAAGAAAUGCUAAACUGAAAACGAAACUGAAAUCUUUCGGAGAAAACUGUAACAUGAUUUGUAAAUUUGAUGGCAGCGUUUCAAAUUAUUCUAACACCAUGGAAAGUAAAUCCAGUUCGGCCGAUGAAUCGGAAGAGGCCGCAAGGAAAGGACACCCGGACCAGAUGACGAAAAUACAUUUUCCGAACAGAGAAAUUAGAAGAGUUCCUUCUACCAAAAGCUCACCCAGCAUCGCUGUGUCAUUCUCGGUGUACUUGUCCCACUUGUUAAACCAUUUAGGAGAGAAGCAAGUUGUCAAGUUCGACAGAGUUAUCACAAACAACGGAAACGGUUACAACACGCACACCGGAGUUUUCACCGUACCAGUGACAGGGACGUAUGUUUUCAUCUUCUAUGUUAGCUCGUCUGACUCCAGUGUUGAGUUUAAUUUGAUGGCAGAUGAUUCCCUAAGAGCAUCUGGUAUAGCAAGGCCAAAUGACUUCAGCCAAGAUAAAGAUGUCCAAGGUGGCGGUACAGUCAUUCUACAUCUGAACCAAGGCGUUUCUGUAUGGAUCCAGAACACAUACGCUGAGAGUAUAGUGUUCAGUACUGACACGCACAGAUGGGUGACAUUUUCCGGUUUUCUGUUAUACUAGCUAUACAAUAAUUAAAGAAGUCUCGAAAAGUCAA